AUGGAGAGAUUCACAGAGGAAGAUAUAAGUGAUUGGUGUUGUAGGAAAGGGAAAGAUCCCAAGAAAUGUUUAAGUAUAGGGGGAAAUUUUACGGAAUUUUCUGAUGAAGAAAUCACAGAGAGAUUAACAAAGUUGUAUGGAGUAUUUAGACCCAAGAUUGUUGACAAGUGGAUUGGAGGAUUGGGAAGAACAGCGGCUGUAUUGAUAGAGACAGACAGAGAAUUGGACGCGGAAGUGAUACCCUCAGUAGUGGUAGCUAGUGAAGAGACUGGAAGGAGAUGGAGCGUCAUAUGGCCUAAUACGCAGGAUAAGGAAGCUACUAGUGCACCCCUAUCGGCUGCUAUCAGCUCCCUACAGAGCAACCCUAAUAGAGGUGAAGAGAGUGGUGAAGGGGGAGAUGCUCAUAAUAGUAAUGCCAAUACGAAUGAGAACAACCAGUUUGAAGCUGUCAUGGAUAGAGUGGUGACCCAACUGGAGAGGUGGCAUUACGAAGGAAGUUACCGACGGUUGCGGAUAUUUUCUGGAAUUACCCCAGUGCCAGUAGGAGAAGAAACAUAUGAGGCUUGGAAAGAAGCUGCGGUGCAACAAACAGAAGAGUGGCAGUGCCCGGAUCGCAUUAAAAGACAACGGGUAGUAGAAAGCCUCAGGGGACCUGCUAUGGGGAUCAUACAAGCCGCUAGGCGUAGCAAUACCAAUGCCACCUUAGAUACCUACUUUGAGUCAUUGGAUUAUGCGUACUGGAUGCUCGAAGAUGUAGGAGAUCUUACUUCCAGACUGCAUCAUACAUUUCAGGAAUCAGGGGAGAAGUUGAGCGUAUUCUUAAUAGGACUGGACAAACUAUUAUAUAAGAUAGUAGAUAAAGGAGGCAUAGCUAAAGAAGACAUUGACAAAAGCAGGAUGAAACAACUACUGCGGGGUGCUUCCACUAUGGAUCCUGUUGCCCAGAAAUUGAGGUGUUCGGGUGUUAGAGAACCCUCUCCCACCUUUAAUGAAUUAUUGAAGGAGAUAAAACAGGAUGAAGUGUUAAUAGAUAUGAGGGAGAAGGUUGUGAAAAAGGUUAAGGUGGUUCUGCCGGUGGCCGAAAUUAAUACCUUUGAAGAUAAAAUACUAAAAAUGAUGGACGAUCAGAAUAAAAAAAUUGAACAGUUUAUUACAUCGCAAAGUACCAGCGCCACGGUUUCUUCGCAAAGGUCUUCUAGUGAUAACACCCCCCUAGUGAGGAGUCAAGGUCGAGGAAAUAAUAAUUAUGGGCGAGGAUGUUUUAGAUGUGGAAGAACCGGACACAGGGCCUUUGAGUGUAACGCAACAAGAAGUAUGAACCGAAAUAAUUCUAGAACCUCAAAUGAGAGUCAAGACCAAGAGCCAGGGCUGGGAAACGGUCGGGGGCGGUCUGUGGACCCCGCACAGGCCCCCUAG
Pseudophryne corroboree (corroboree frog) is the source of this 1416-nucleotide messenger RNA. RefSeq names its product paraneoplastic antigen Ma1 homolog. NCBI's taxonomy places the organism in Eukaryota, Metazoa, Chordata, Amphibia, Anura, Myobatrachidae. The record is from RefSeq and is a predicted model, not a curated record. The transcript has a single exon. Gene Ontology annotation, molecular function: nucleic acid binding; zinc ion binding. The coding region runs from base 1 to 1416 and encodes 471 amino acids.